GGCGAAUGGCCCCCCAUCGGAACUCCCAUGGCGACUCCCCCCGCCGCCACCGCUCGCCGCCGCCGCCGCCGCCCUCGGCUACUGCGCGGCCCUGGUCUCCCGUGCCGCUCUCCUGCGAGGCCGCGCGCUGCGCCACGCCCGCCAAGGACGAGGCCCGCGUGGCCGCCGACCUAACCGGGUCCUCCAAUCUUGCUGCCGGAGCUGGAGGAGGCGCCUCCCUGCACGGGCCGUGAUGGCGAAUGUGCUGGGCGAGCUCAACGCUCCCGUCAGGCUGAGGAAGUGGGACGCCGCUGCCGCUGAAACCGGCAAGAGGAAGGAGGAGGAGGAGGCUUUGAUGGGGCUGGCCACAAGCCUCGUGCGGUCAGCGCACUUGAUGUGCAAGCUGAGCUUCCCCCGGUGGAGGCUCUGCGCGAGGACCAUUGCUGACGCUGAGCUAUGGGAGAAGCUCGCAGCCAGCAGCAGCUCAUCGGAUAAAUCGUGUGGAUUCUUCAGUGGCUGCGGAUUGGGGAAAACAAAGCUGCCGCUCUUGUUUGAUCCCAUUCACCGGUGUCCCAAAUUGGAGGUUGUUGAUAAAGUGAAGGAAGCUAUCUUGAACAAAUAGCGAGGAGGAGAUUGCCGAAAGUUCCCAAGGCUGCCUGAGCUUUGCUCUCUGCGGUAUGAUCUCACCAUUCCAUUUGCCCGGUAUCUUGCCAUGAAUAACAUAUAUAAUGCACUGAGGAGGUACCAGAUAGCAAAACUAUACAGGAGAUAUAUAACCCAUCAAAGGGAAGACACCGAGAAUUCUACCAGUGUGACUUUGACAUUGCUCUGGAGUAUAUGAGCCAAUGGAGUUCUGACAGAAUUGCUGGGUAGGCUAGAUAUUGGCAUGCAUGAUAAAACUAUAUCACAGAAAGUUGCUUGAUGUCAUGCUGGAGUUCUGCGGUGUGCCUCCUGAGAAGUUCAGAAUGGUCUGCUCAAGCAUCAACAAGCUUGACAAACGGACAUUUGAAGAGGUGUAGUAACUACUCUGUUUCUUGGCAGCAGAUCAUAUUGACACUUUGCAUCAUUCUUUCGCUCUGUCGGCCGAGAUGACUAGAUGAGGUACAUAGUAAUAAUUGAUGACAUAUGGCAUCGUGGAGAAUGGGAUGUCAUCAGCAAGUCUUUUCCAGAAAAUAAUCUGGGCAGCAGAAUUGUCAUGACAACUCGUAUUCAUUCUGUACCAAGAGAUGACUUCAUUACUAACAAGCUCUACAUCAGAAUGAAUCCUGAACGGAAUCGCAGAAACAGAAAAUGGCUCUACGCAUUUGGUGAGAAAGAUCUUGCUGCUUGGAUGAAGCUUCACAUGGUUGGCGAAGGUUUUGACUGUGACCAUCCUAUUGUGCACAUGUGUGGUGGUGUGCCGUUAGCACUGCUUUGCAUGUUUUCAGCAAUGAGAAUAGUCCGAGAGGAACAAGAACAGCUAGGUGUGCAUGUAAAUGCAUGUGAUGUGCAAGAUAUGAUUGAGAAGCAAGUUAAGCGAAGUGGAAUUCAGAACACUCCAGGGUUUGAACCGUUGGUAGAGAGUUUGCAGCUUGGCUACGCCGAUCUUCCUCACCAUAUGUUGAAGACUUGCUUGCUAUACUGUAGUAUAUACCCUGAGAAUUACCAAUUUUACAGGGAUCAACUGGUGAUGCGAUGGGUCGCUGAAGGAUUUACUUAUAAAGUGGAUGAAGCAGAAGGAUAUUUUGAAGAGCUUUGCGACAGAGGUUUAUUGAUGCAGCAGAAUCAUGCCAGUAUCUACCAAUUGAAUUCGAUGAUGCGAAAUUUCCUUAGAUGGAAAUCACAUGAAGAUAAUUUCGUUACUUACAGUUCCGACAUCACAUCGUCAUAUCCCUGUCGAAUCCAUCGGCUAUGUAUUGACAAGCAUUCAGGUGAUGAUGGUGCACUGGAGGGGGUGGAACCCUUCUCUGGAUUGGACUGGUCUCAGAUUCGAUCUCUUGUUGUUUUUCAAGCUCCUCCGGGACUCCCCUUUGAGAAGUUGGAACGCGUGCGAGUGUUGGAUCUUCAGUUUGAAAAGGCUCUUGGGAAUCAUCAUGUGAAGGAUAUUUGUGGACUGCUCCGUGUGAAGCACCUAUUUGGUCUAAAGGGAUUGGGAAUUAGUGAGCUACCACUAGAAAUAGUGAGGCUACACUAUCUCGAGACUCUAAACGUAAGAGGUAUGUGGAUCAGAGAGCUACCCCGUGAGAUUGGGAGACUCAAGAAGUUGAAGAAUCUAUAUGUGAGUUUUCACCCAAGGAUCACGGAGUUGCCCAUAGAGAUCGGAGACCUGCAGAAUUUAGAGAUAUUGUGCAUGAGUGGAACAGAUAUCACAGAGCUGCCUAGGGAGAUCAUCGGGAGACUGAAGAAGUUGAAGACUCUAGACGUGAUGUGCCCAGGGCUCAGGGAGCUGCCCAGGGAGAUCGGGGACCUGCAGCAUUUAGAGACUCUGGACCUUGGUGGUAGCGAAGGGAUGACCACUCUACCACGGGAGAUUGGGAAAUUGCAGCAUUUGAAAACCCUGAAGGCAUGUUGGACAUGGAUCACAAAGCUGCCAAGUGAGAUCGGUAACCUCCAGAAUUUGGAGACUCUUGACCUGAUUUACAGCCCCAGGCUCACAGAGCUGCCUCGUGAGAUUGGGAAUCUGCAGAAUCUGGAACGACUGCUCUUGAGUGCUACAGGGGUGGUAAAGCUACCAAGAGAAAUCGGGGGGCUAAAGAAGCUGAAAAUUUUGGAUUUGAAUGAGACCAUCGGUGUACUACCGUGGGAAGCAGGUCAGCUUUCAAAAUUGGAGGGAGUGCCCGAGUGCGUCCGCCAAGCUUGGAAGAAUAGUGAUCUUGUGUCUUGUGUGCUAGCCACGGAGAUCCUGUUCAUUAAAAUGCUUCGUUUUGAAGGUGAUACGGGGGGCCUAAUUGUUGGCACAAAACACAUGCACAUUCCCCAGUGGAUCAAGGAUCACUUCAACGACCUUCGCUCCUUGGAUAUCAGGAUAUGCAAACUAGAGGAGGAGCAGGAUCUCAAGAUUCUGCGGGAGAUGCCUCACCUGGGUGACCUUACGCUAAGGCUGGAGGUCGUCCCGAGAGAUCCCAUAACCAUCAGCGGUGAAGGUUUCCCAAGGCUCUACGGACUCGUUGUUGACAGCCGCGUGCCACCGGUUGUCACCUUCCAGGAAGGAGCGAUGCCUAUGCUGGAUAUGCUUGUGUUCGAGUUCCAGUUCUACGGUGGCCCACCACCAGCUGCAAAUAAAGUAGACCCUCAGCUGGGUAUCAAGCACCUCGGGUGCCUCCGGUGGGUCGAAUUUAGAUGCAACGAGGAAUGGUAUGGAGGAGCAGCAGAGAGCAGGAGCCCGUGCAUGAGCGACAUGAUUGACAUGGCCAGGAAAGAAGCCCAGGAGCAUCCCAACAAGAUCUACUUUCUUGUCACUGGCCGCGAGAAAGAGGAAUUUGCAGCAAUCAAGGAGAGCGCACAGGCUUCCAGCAGCGGGACAAGCAAGAUCGACGACACUCCAAAUAGUGGGAGUGGCGAGAUCCAGGAGGAGGAAGAGACUUUUCCAAGGAACGAGAGCGGAAAGGUUUCCGGCAGUGGGACGACUGGCGAGAUCCAGGAAGAAGCGUGAUUGGGUUUCUUGACGAGUAUUGCUGAGGUUGGCUGGCUGGUUAUUUCAUCAUCGUAAUUAACGACUGCCUCAAUAUAAUCUAUCUGCAACCAUCUUCAACUAUAUAUCUAUGCAUGGCUCUUCUUCUUCAGGCUUUCUCCAUCUGAUGCUAGCUGUUGUUUAAUUUCCGUUGUCAUAUGCAACAAAAGCUUCCAAGUUGAGUUGGCCCUUCAAAGCCACAUGUAUCUGUAUAUGUAUGCCACUUCAAAGGAGCGUCUGCCUUGCAGCGUGGAACACUUUGAAUUAGGGCCCGGCCCGGUAUUGUCAUGUAAUUUAAUUGUAAUCCCUUCGAAGGGAGCCAACAA
This is a messenger RNA of Triticum urartu, 3954 nucleotides long. RefSeq names its product disease resistance protein Pikm1-TS. Gene Ontology annotation, biological process: defense response. Lineage: Eukaryota; Viridiplantae; Streptophyta; Magnoliopsida; Poales; Poaceae. The record is from RefSeq and is a predicted model, not a curated record. Gene Ontology annotation, molecular function: ADP binding.